AUGGAGCUGGAAGAGACGGGCGUACGAAUCCAGCCUUCACAGCUUGGUGGUGAGGGCGUCUUUGCCACCAGAAGCUUCAAGCCCGGUGACCAGGCGCACUUUCUGGAUGGUUCCUGUCAGGAUUUGAACGCCUCCGUCGAGCUGCCAGGGCUUGGCGUGACCGCUGUGGAUCGCGAUAUCGAAGGCCUAAAGGCCAGAUUCGACGAGCUUGCAGGUGAUGAUGCGGGCAUUACGUUGACGAAGCUUCGGUCGACAUCGCUCUUUCGUGGUCCUUCUGGGAGCUUGGGAGAGGAGCGCCGCAAUGCGUAUGGCAGCUGGGCUUCAAGCACUUGGCCGGACGCGUCUCCGGGACAGCAGGAGGCAAUGGCCGAUGCGAUGACCAUCAUGUCGUACAACUCCUACGUUUCGACGGACAGUACUUGGCAACUGGUCUAUCCCAUAAUUUCGAAGGCCAAUCACUCCUGCCUCAGCAAUGUGACCACAGUUGCGUCGCAGGAUGGAUUUGGCGAGCUCGUAUGCCUCCUUCCGAUUCAUGUUGGUGAUGAGAUUCUGACGAGCUAUUUGUGCGACUCGGAUCUUACACGCCCAAUAACGCAGAGAAAGAAGAUUUUAUUAGAUCGCUGGGACUUUGACUGCUGUUGCAGCCGUUGUGUUGCCUUGGAGGACGACACUCGACGUUUCACCUGCCAGAGCCUCCGGGAUCCACCACAGUGGAUGGAAAGUCAGGAGGCUUCUGCAGACGAUGCCUGCGAACUGCCUGAAGAGUCAACAGACUCUUCGAACCUUGCCGACAUCCUGGCUUCCUCGGAGGGGCUGCUUCCCAGCGGCCGAUGGGCCAAAGCCUGGCUGCAGCGCGAGGAGGAGGGAGAGAAGCUGCUUGAGGCAGUGCCUGAAGCGCUUUUUGCAGCUUGGGCCAAGCUGGAAGAGUUUGCUAAUGCGCAUCCUUGCCAUGGACUGUCUGGUCGUUGGAAGCGACACCUGGCCAUGCACACCGAGCGUGAAGCUGCGGAAGCCGAGACAGCAGAGGAGGCAGAGGAGCUUUCCGAGUUGGUCGAGCAGUACUGGGCAGACUAUCGGAGGUGUCUGGAAGUCAUGCUACCAGAACGCCACGAAGGUGGCCUCCUCGACCACUCUGCAGCCGCAAGGAGAAAGGUGGAAACAGGGGAAAAAAGAGCUGAUGCGGAAUGCGUGGUCUCCGGGCCUGCGGGCUUCCGCGUGCAGGCACCCCCGGUGGACACCAUGAUCGUCACCAUUCCCGAGGGUUCCCAGCCCGGCGACGAGCUCUCUUUCACUGCGCCCAGCGGUCAGGAAGUGAUCGUCGCUGUGCCAGAGGGUGCACUGCCGGGCGAGGAGUUGGAGAUUCCGCUACCUCCGCAAGCGAUGACAAAGGAAUCUGUUGCGAGCGGGUUGGGAGCUCGAGAGGCAGAGGCCGAUCGGCAGUGGGCACAGCUCACGAACAUCGGCGGCUAUCCAGCACUCUCGGCAGAACCGCCAAUCGCCACCUCUUACGAGCUCACGAAGCCAUCGGGGCUGCCCGCCUUACCUUCGAGCGCUGCGGGUGCGCCGGAUCCUGAGCCCGACGACGUGGCAGCUGCGCGGCAUGAAGUGGAGGCAGAGCUGCGAGCCCGCCAGACUACGAUGGAUGCAGUCGGAAGGGGAGGUGAAUCCGGUGUAUCGACCCCUGACACACAGCUGGCAAUCAAGAAGGACAGAGACUUUGUGCGUCGCAAUCUGCCGAUGAAUCUCCAGCAGCAGUACCUGCGGCGUGUUUCCACCCUUCCAGACAUCGUGAACCGAAGCAUCAAGGUUCCGGUUUCCCACAAGCAGCUCUACACCGAGGACCCGAGGGUGCGGGCUGCGACGAUUCGGAUGGCGCAUGGCAUGGAGCCACCGCACUUCCGGAUGGCGCUGGAAGAGUCUGCGCGGACCGGGUCCAAGUGGUCGCAGAUGUUCCGUCCAGGUUUCAAUGACAUAGUCAAUGAGACUUUCAAAGUCGGUGCGAAUGCCUGCAUCUUCUCCAAGACUUUCCUUUCGAACAAACAGGAACGAGAGCAGUUUCUGCGCAUGCACGUCAAGGACUCCAAUGGCAUUCUGUGGUUUGAGCUUCAGCGAGAGCUGGAGAGCAUCUACUACCAGAGGAUCGACUUCGUGGAUGUCCAGAUGUACCACCCGUUCGCCUGGGGGUUUCCAGACUCCUCCAAGAUCGUGACGCCCAACCCGGGUGAGCCGAUCGAUCCGUUCCAUGGCUGGUGUGCCAGAAAGAGCAUGGACAGCGUGACAGAGAUGGAGGAUGUGGAUUUUCUCUACACCCUCCGUCUGCGCUGUUUCCCCGAAAGCACAUUUCAGGCACUUUCGCUCGGAAAGAUCCCUGCGUUCAUACAGCAGCCUGGAUCUUGGGCCUCCGGCAUUGACAUGCCAAUGUGCCCGUAUGUGCCCAUGUUGCCGUCCAGCGCACCGAUCUGGCUUGUUCUUCAGUUUCGGCUCAGUGACGCUUUUAGUUUCGCUAAUCGUAUCUUGACUGGGUCCAAGACUGUGGCCAAGAUGCAGGUCUCGUUGGCUGUGUCGGUGAAGGGCGAGACGGCGACCUUCAACUUGACCCUGGGCAGCGACACUGACUGUGGCAGCCUUUUGUCGGAUAUCCACGGAGUGCUGAAGAAGCACACCCAGAGGAUGCUGGAUGAGAGCUCUGAUGGAGAUCGGAGCGACGUUUCAGAAAGCCUGGAGGUCCUGAAGAGCAUGGAGGAGGCUUCGAAGGGACUCUCCGAGCCCGCAGAACCCACGGAGCCCGCGGAGCCCAAGCAGUCUUGCGGCACUGGCUUUACCCGGCCGCAGCCGCCUCCUGGCAAGGCUGCGAAGCCUCGCCCCAGGCGCACGAAGGUGGUGAUGGCAAGCAGCCUCGGCGAGGUCUUGGGGUGUAUCCCCAAGCUGGAGCCGAAGCGCACCUUCCGAGUCUCCGACAUCUCCGUCUUCGAUGUCCGGAACGAGGUGCCCAAAGACCUGCUGUGGGACUCCGAAGCCUCCUGCGAGUCUCGCCAGAGGAUUGGAGUUUCGAACAUUGGUUCCAGUUUCGCCUGUUUCGUCGAUGCAGAGGGGCCCAUGAGGUAUAUUGACAUCCACAAGGACACCCUCUCAGAUGUUGAGGACGAGGAGGAAGAAGGGCCUGACAAAGCCACAGAGGCUGGGUCCAAGUCCGUCCUGUCCAAGGACGAGAUGCUCGACUAUGGUCUGCGGGAAGACCAGGAGACCCUGGCCCUGCCAGAGGACAUCAACCGACAGCAGAAAGGCAACUCAGGUCCGGAUGUAUUGGAUGCGCAGAUCAAGCAGUUCAAGCUGAAAGGCCUCAGCGCCAUGCGCGUCUUUCUACGCACCCGCGGUGUCCCGGACAACAUGAAGCAGUGUCAGAUCACGCCGAAGAUGGUGAAGGAUAUGGCAGCGCAGCUGGGUGUGCGGCCGCAUCCGGAUCUGUAUUGGUAUUGCAUGUUUGCGCUUCGCUAUUCUCUGGCUCCCGAAUGGGAGGUGAUUGUGAAGCAAGACACUCGCUUCUACGUCCAUCUGCCCACGGAUCGUAUGCAGAUCGUGCACCCGAUGAUCAGGCGGUUCCGUGAGCAUCUCGAGGACACUCGACAGAACGAGUUCCUCUGGGAGUAUCGUGGGUUUGUGCAGAUGAAAUGCAGCGAGUGCGGCAUUCCAGAUGCAAUCGUCUGGUGCCAGCAGUGUACAGACUACUUCUGCGCCACUUGCUUCCUUUCAACGCACAAGACGGCACGUGGAAAGAAGCACUGGCCGUCUCCCAUCCCGGGCUGCAGAUAUCUGACGGCAUCCGAGGCCGCCCGAAUGCACGACCACUUGCCGCUGCUGAACGUCGGCUUCUCCAUGCGCCGCCGCUUCCUGGCACGGGACAACCAGUCCGACCGGAACGGCUCCAGAAGUGGAGACACCUGGCUGUUUUUCCAUGCCGACACCUUCGAGGCAGCCUUGUUGCAAGCUCCGGAGAAGCACUGGUUUCUGAAGCGUUUGAAGCCACCGCGACUUGCGCCCACUGCUGAAGGCUACUACUACAACUUCCGCAACGAUGUGAUCGCAGACGACCCUUCGCACAUUAUGUCGAAGGCGCACGAACAGAAAGCCAUCGCAUUGCUGCAGAAGAACAUCCGUGGUGUCAUCACUCGGAAGCGCAUCAAGCAAGAGCUGAAGGCUGCCAAGAUCAUCCAGAAGAGCAAGCGGAUGUGGGACGUGCGAAAGGCCAAGACGGACACAGCACGAAACCUGCAGCUCCUCAAAGGCUGGUACAUGCGCUACCAGGCCAACGAGAGGCAGUCCAAGAUGCUCCACCGAGUGACCCGGUUCCAAGCAGUGUGGCGAGGUUACAUGGUUCGCUGUGACCAUUACCGAACGAUGAGGGACAUCACUCGCUUUCAAGCAAAGUGGAAGGGCACGCUCACCCGGCGCCGACAUCAAGUUCUGGUGAAGGCCGGCCUGACCAUUCAGCGAUACUAUCGCGGCAGGCUUUAUGGCCGUAGGCCGAUGCGGGAGAUGAACGAGGCGGCCUCGAAGCUCCAAGCUAUGGCUCGUGGAGUCGCUCUGCGAGACGCGGGGCGAGACAAGAAUCGUGCAGCUGCCUACGUGCAAGCCCAUUGGCGAGGGUACGAGGCACGCAAGAUGACGGCGAGGAGAUUGAACUCUGUCAUCAUGUUGCAGCGGAAUUGGCGAAGAUUCCAGUCGCAGUUAGAUGUCAAGGUCAUCCUUUACGACAGGAUGGAGACUGUGCGGCAGCGGUUUCUGGAGCUGAUCCGGUCAAAGCUGGAGGGCUCCGCAGCUGUUUUGAUUCAGCGAAACUGGCGCCGGCACUCCGAGUACCAUAAGGUCGUCACAAUGAGGAAGACCAAGGCAGAGGCCGACAAGCGCAUUAGCACGCUUCUGACAGCCUUCUACACCGCAUCAUCAGAGAUUCGACACUACAUCCACCCGUGGUGGCGGCAUCUGCCCGCGGAGAUCCAGGAGGUGCUGUCUCAAGUCAAGGCCUCGAUGCAGCGAACCAUCGGCCUUGUGCAUGUGACUGGCAAACUGGCCAACGAAGAGAUUGGCAAGCGAGGCCUGCGUGUCUCUGGGCAUGAACAUCUCUAUUACAACAGCGAUAAGCCUGAUCUGGCAUCCCACAUGCUGCUCUCCGUCACGCGGCAUCUGCUUAACCAGAUCCCUGCAGAGACGUUCCCCCAGACCGUGGAGUGGGCCUGCUACGCCAUGGGCCAUCAAGCCGUCAAGUUUGCGCUCAGCCGCAGCUUCAUCGCCAGGGAGAUCAUCCCGGUGGGCAAAGAGAUCCCGCCGCAUCCCGGAGACUCUUUGGCGACUCUUUGGGAAACCAGUGGGACGGUCAAGCACCACCAUGACUGGCUCAUCACCCUCUCGGAGGAGAGCUUGCCAUGUUUAGUGCUGAACACGCUCCCCGCCAGCCAUCGCCACGUUUACCUGACGGCAGAGGUGUUGGUGACAAUGCGCCAGGCACUGGAAUCGCCUACGAUCUCCACAGAGGACCAUCUGCGUUUUCAAGGCCUUGAUGCCACCGCAGGGGCCCAGAUGAUGGAGGUCUUGAGCAGCGAGCUCGACCACCGAUUGCCCCAUGAUUGGACACAGCAGCACGGAACGGUGGCAGCGCUGGCGAUCGUGCUGAGCAACCACAUGAAAGAUUUCAGUGGAGAAAAAGACAAGGAUGGAAAGCCUCUGUCGACCAAGGCAAAGGCCAAGUCAAAGUCCAAGGCAGAUCCAAAGGCCAAAGGCGCCGUUAAGCGAAACGGAAGGACCGGACUGGAUAUCCCCAGAGAUGGUGACUCUGUGUCAGUGGCCACCACCACACCAGGGGCGUCGCCAACCGCGCCCUUUUCCACACCGUUGCCGGAAGGUGGAGCGUUGUCUCACUUCACUCGAGCCGCCACGAUGCGGGUUCUGCAGCAGGUUGGAUACUUCAUGCGGGGUCAGGAUGAAGCCAUGCAGAGCGUGCUGGCCAAAGGCUCCUCGGAUCCGGCAUCCCCGAAAGCUGGAGCAGGUAUGCGUGCAAACCGCUUCGUCUCCGUCACGGACAAAUUGUUUGAGAUGGCCGACCGAGCGAUGCACGAUCAUUGCUCCUUCGUGCUUGCAGUCGUGCUACUGCACAUGGUCCUCAGAGGGCUGCAUCUUCGUUUACUGUAUCACCGGGCUGCUGUGUCCAUCCAGCAGCGAUACCGUUACAUCAAGUUGCGGGGGCAGAAGCAGAAUGCUAUUGCACCUGCGAUGCGAAUUCAACGGCAUUGGCGUGGACUUCGCGCCGCCUUGGGCAUAAUGCGCAAGGACGACGCUGCAUGCAAGAUUCUCCGGAACUACAAGGCGUGGAAAUGGAAUCUCCGAGCUUCCAAGCUCCUCAACUCCGUACUCCGAAUUCAGAGAGCAUGGCACAGCUCAGUGCACCGGAAGUGGAUCAAGCGUUGCCACAAGGCCGCUGCUUGCAUCCAGCGCCAUGCGAGGGGCUUCGCAGUGCGGCUCAUGCUGGAUCCAGUUGGACGGCAGCUGACCGGCCAGUGCCAGGAUGAAAUCGAGGCCCUGGUCGCUGCCAGAAGUCAGAUGUCCGAGACUCGGUGGUGGGCCAAAACGGCCGUUCGGACGGCAAAGGCUCGUGUCGAGAUGGCGCGGCAUCGCCAGCGCAGUCUCGAUCGGAUCCUCAUGCAAGGUCUCGGGCCCAGGUCUGACCAGGCCCGGCUCAUGGACAAGCAGAGGAGGCUGAGGGGGAAGGUUGCAGAAGACCUGGGCUUCUGGCUUUGGGCAUUCCUGCUGAGGACGUUUCUAGGAGAUGGUAGGAUUUGA
Molecule: messenger RNA, 6831 nt
Organism: Symbiodinium sp. CCMP2456
Lineage: Eukaryota; Dinophyceae; Suessiales; Symbiodiniaceae
Source: the annotation of a GenBank genome assembly